Molecule: messenger RNA, 1398 nt
Organism: Tarenaya hassleriana
Lineage: Eukaryota; Viridiplantae; Streptophyta; Magnoliopsida; Brassicales; Cleomaceae
Product: ubiquinol oxidase 2, mitochondrial
Exons: 4
Coding region: 208-1230 (340 amino acids)
Biological process (GO): alternative respiration
Cellular component (GO): mitochondrion
Molecular function (GO): alternative oxidase activity
Source: RefSeq, a predicted model, not a curated record
CAGUUGACUUUACAUGAUCACCGUCAAAAUGUCCCUUCCUUCUCGUGCAACGGCGGAUCUGAGCGCAAUGCGUUAUACUGCCGUGCACCGCGAAACGCUGAAUCCAUAGCCUUCAUCGUAUGGUUACUAACGUGACCGUUCUUUUUCUCGAAAAGAGACAGGUCAAUCAGGGGCGAAAGCCAAAAGACUCUGGAAACUACGAGAAAAAUGAGUCAACUCGUCGCGAGGUCGGCGCUGCGUGCUCUUCUGUUCGCCGGAAGAUUCGGCGGCGCAAACAGUACAAGUCUCCUGAGGACGGUCGCCGUCGGCACGAUUACAGAAUCGCCGGAGAUGGCCGGACAGAGGUGGAUUCACGACCGUAGCGGCGGAUUCUGCGAUUUCAACUGGAGGAGGAGGAUGAGUUCGUCGGGGGAGAUGGAGAAGGAGAAUCUGGCGGCGAAGACGAAGACAGAGCAAAACGGCGGCGGAGCGGUGGUUCCGAGUUACUGGGGAAUAGAAAAGCGGAAUAUGACUCGGAAAGAUGGCUCUGACUGGCCUUGGAACUGUUUCAUGCCAUGGGAGACAUAUGGAGCAGACUUGUCGAUAGAUAUGAAGAAACACCAUGUCCCCGGGAGCUUUGUCGACAAAGUCGCUUACCGGACCGUCAAGCUUCUUCGUAUCCCGACCGAUCUGUUCUUUCAGAGACGGUACGGUUGCCGAGCAAUGAUGCUGGAGACAGUGGCGGGAGUGCCCGGAAUGGUCGGAGGAAUGCUCCUCCACUUGAAGUCCCUCCGGAAAUUCAAACACAGUGGCGGAUGGAUCAAGGCUUUGCUGGAAGAAGCCGAGAACGAGAGGAUGCAUUUGAUGACGAUGAUGGAGAUCGUCAAGCCUAGGUGGUACGAGCGGCUUCUGGUGUUGAUUGUGCAGGGAAUCUUCUUCAACUCUUUCUUCAUCUGCUACGUUCUCUCUCCAAAACUCGCACACAGAUUCGUAGGCUACUUGGAAGAGGAAGCCAUACAUUCGUACACGGAGUUCUUGAAGGAUAUCGACAGUGGAAAGAUCGAUAACGUUCCAGCCCCCGCCAUCGCCAUUGAUUACUGGAGAUUGACGAAGGAUGCUACGUUAAAGGAUGUUAUUACAGUGAUUCGUGCUGACGAGGCUCAUCACCGAGACGUCAACCACUUUGCAUCCGACAUUCAUGCUCAAGGAAAGGAGUUGCGAGAAGCACCUGCUCCUACCGGAUAUCACUAGAAUAUGGUUUCAUAUAUACAAUACGGAAUCAAUUUAUUUGUACAAAGCUACAAAAUCCCGUGUGUGUGUGUUCUAUAUUUACAUACGCUGGUGCAAAGCUCUUCAUAUGACAAAAACCAUACACAUUUGUGCUCAGUUACAUUAUCCAACUUGGCUGUUCUUUUUUUA